CUUGGGCGAGAGCUGGAACGUGGAACACAGCUCCGGUCCUAGCACAGCCACCGCGAUGAGAGGCGCUCGCGGCGCCUGGGAUUUUCUCUGCGUGCUGCUCCUCCUGCUCCGCGUCCAGACAGGCUCUUCUCAACCAUCUGUGAGUCCAGGGGAACUGUCUCCACCAUCCAUCCAUCCAGCAACAUCAGAAUUAAUAGUCAGCGCUGGUGACAACAUUAGGCUGUUAUGCACCGAUCCAGGCUUUGUCAAAUGGACUUUUGAGAUCCUGGAUCAAAUGAGUGAGAAUAAGAACAAUGAAUGGAUCAUGGAAAAAGCAGAGGCCACUAACACAGGCAAAUACACGUGCACCAACAUAGGCGGCUUAAGCAGUUCCAUUUAUGUGUUUGUUAGAGAUCCUACAAAGCUUUUUCUUGUGGACCGUUCCUUGUAUGGGAAAGAAGACAAUGAUACCCUCGUCCGCUGUCCUCUGACAGACCCAGAGGUGACCAAUUAUUCCCUCAAGGGGUGCCAGGGGAAACCUCUUCCCAGUGAUUUGACGUUUGUCCCCAAUCCCAAGACCGGCAUCAUGAUCAGAAGUGUGAAACGCGCCUACCACCGGCUCUGUUUGCAUUGCUCUGCCGACCAGGAGGGCAAGUCGGUGCUGUCAGACAAAUUCAUCCUUAAAGUGAGGCCAGCCUUCAAAGCUGUGCCAGUUGUGUCUGUGUCGAAAGCAAGCUAUCUUCUUAGGGAAGGGGAAGAAUUCACAGUGACGUGCACAAUAAAAGAUGUGUCUAGUUCCGUGGACUCAAUGUGGAUACUAGAAAGCAGUCAGCAGACUAAAGCACAGGUAAAACAUAAUAGCUGGCACCUGGGUGACUUCAAUUAUGAACGUCAGGAAACGUUGACUAUCAGCUCAGCAAGAGUUAAUGAUUCUGGAGUGUUCAUGUGUUAUGCCAAUAAUACUUUUGGAUCAGCAAAUGUCACAACCACCUUGGAAGUAGUCGAUAAAGGAUUCAUUAAUAUCUUCCCCAUGAUGAACACUACAAUAUUUGUAAAAGAUGGAGAAAAUGUAGAUUUGAUAGUUGAAUACGAGGCAUACCCGAAACCUGAACACCAGCAGUGGGUUUAUAUGAACAUAACCUCCACUGAUAAAUGGGAAGCUUAUCCCAAGUCUGAGAAUGAAAGUAACAUCAGAUAUGUAAGUGAACUUCAUCUAACCAGGUUAAAAGGGACCGAAGGAGGCACGUACACAUUUCUAGUGUCCAAUUCUGAUGUCAAUGCUUCUGUGACAUUUAACGUUUAUGUGAACACAAAACCAGAAAUCCUGACUUAUGACAGGCUUGUGAAUGGCAUGCUCCAGUGUGUGGCUGCAGGAUUCCCAGAGCCCACAAUAGACUGGUAUUUUUGUCCAGGAACUGAGCAGAGAUGUUCUGUGCCUGUAUUGCCAGUGGAUGUGCACAUACAAAACUCAUCUGUGCCACCGUUCGGAAAACUAGUGGUUCAGAGCUCCAUAGAUUCUAGUGCAUUCAAGCACAAUGGCACGGUUGAGUGUAAGGCUUACAAUGAUGUGGGCAAGAGUUCUGCCUAUUUUAACUUUGCAUUUAAAGGUAACAACAAAGAACAAAUCCAUCCCCACACGCUCUUUACUCCUUUGCUGAUUGGUUUCGUUGUCGUCGCUGGUAUGAUGUGCAUCAUUGUGAUGAUUCUGACCUACAAAUAUUUACAGAAACCCAUGUAUGAAGUACAGUGGAAGGUUGUUGAGGAGAUAAAUGGAAACAAUUAUGUUUACAUAGACCCAACCCAGCUUCCUUAUGAUCACAGAUGGGAGUUUCCCAGAAACAGGCUGAGUUUUGGGAAAACCUUGGGUGCUGGUGCUUUUGGGAAAGUGGUUGAGGCAACUGCAUACGGCUUGAUUAAGUCAGACGCGGCCAUGACUGUCGCUGUGAAGAUGCUCAAACCAAGUGCCCAUUUAACGGAACGAGAAGCCCUAAUGUCUGAACUCAAAGUCCUGAGUUACCUCGGUAAUCAUAUGAAUAUUGUGAAUCUUCUCGGAGCAUGCACCAUUGGAGGGCCCACCCUGGUCAUUACAGAAUAUUGUUGCUAUGGAGAUCUUUUGAAUUUUUUGAGAAGAAAACGUGAUUCAUUUAUUUGCUCAAAGCAGGAAGAUCACACAGAAGUAGCACUUUAUAAGAACCUUCUGCAUUCAAAGGAGUAUUCCUGCAGUGACAGUACGAAUGAGUACAUGGACAUGAAACCUGGAGUUUCUUAUGUUGUCCCAACCAAGGCAGACAAAAGGAGAUCUGCGAGAAUAGGCUCAUACAUAGAAAGAGAUGUGACUCCUGCCAUCAUGGAGGAUGAUGAAUUGGCCCUAGACCUGGAAGACUUGCUGAGCUUUUCUUACCAGGUGGCAAAGGGUAUGGCUUUCCUCGCCUCGAAGAACUGUAUUCACAGAGACUUGGCAGCCAGAAAUAUCCUCCUUACUCGUGGUCGAAUCACAAAGAUUUGUGAUUUUGGUCUAGCCAGAGACAUCAAGAAUGAUUCUAAUUAUGUGGUUAAAGGAAACGCUCGACUCCCUGUAAAGUGGAUGGCACCUGAAAGCAUUUUCAACUGUGUGUACACGUUUGAAAGUGACGUCUGGUCCUAUGGGAUUUUUCUGUGGGAGUUGUUCUCUUUAGGAAGCAGCCCCUACCCUGGAAUGCCGGUGGAUUCCAAGUUCUACAAGAUGAUCAAGGAAGGCUUCCGAAUGCUCAGCCCUGAGCAUGCACCUGCUGAAAUGUAUGACAUAAUGAAGACGUGCUGGGAUGCUGAUCCCCUAAAACGGCCAACAUUCAAGCAGAUCGUUCAGCUCAUUGAGAAGCAAAUUUCCGAUAGCACCAGUCACAUUUACUCCAACUUAGCAAAUUGCAGCCCCCACCAAGAGAACCCCGCGGUGGACCAUUCUGUGCGGAUCAAUUCUGUCGGCAGCACCGCUUCCUCCUCCCAGCCACUGCUGGUGCAUGAAGAUGUCUGAGCAGAAUGAGCAUACGCGUCUGCCCUUCAGGAAUGAUCCCCAUUCUUUUGGCUUCCAUAAUGGUUAUUUUAUUUUCCUUCGACUCGCAUCCUACUCCAGGGUAGUAGUGGGCACCCCACUGUAAUCCUGUCUUUAUGAGCACACUUUAGUGGCCGAUGAUUUUUGUUAUCGGCCACCAUCCCAUUGCAAAGGUUCGAACUGUAUAUAUCCCCAAUAGCAGAGUAGCACCCCUACUGUAGACAGAAAACAAUUCUGAUUUAGAGGAAGAGUGAGAUGGGCUAGAUGCCCAGAGUCCUUUCCAAGGCUUCUCCAAUUCUGUUUGAAAACUGUGGUUGAUAAUUUAUUUGAAUAAAUGGUAGUAGUCACAUUUGGCCUUCAAAACGUUUCAUAAUGAUGUAAUGAUGCAGCAAGAUGAGAAGCUGAAGCCUCAGCCCUUUAUAUGGAAAAUAGAACAUUAUUAGAACAAAGGACAGAUGUAUGAACAACUGGGCUUAAGAAAUCUAGAAUUUCAUGCUGGGAAUGAGAUGUAGGUCUUAAAAAAUACUCCCCAAGUAUGAAAAAAGGCACUGCCUGGGCCACAGCACGAGCUUACAUACUACUGACCUGUCUGGUUUUUAAAUAGAAUUUGCUAUUAGGAGUUGAAUUAGGAGAGAAGGCCUCCCCAACAAGCAUCUGUAUAUAUGCAUCUAUAAAUUGUACACAUUCAUACAUUUGAGAGGAAAACCCCACAAGGUUUAGUUUCUGUACACAACCCUGGUGUUAUGUCUGCUGUCUGUAGGGAUAAGUUAAGAGCCAUAUAAGUUUGAAGGAAAAAGUUAAUACUUUUGUUGGUUUUUUAAAGAAAAACUGUAACUGCCAAGCACAGUCUUAACAAAAUCUCCUCUUUUAGCUGAUGAACUUGCUCAUAGAUUCUCUAGAACAAGCCUGCCAGCUUCAGAAUAGCAUUGUCCUCAAUGGAUUUGAUGCUGUUCGAGAAAGUUAAUGAUUUACAGCAUGAGAGUCCCACAGGAGUGAGAAAACAGUGCUGUCUUCCUUUGGAUUCUUACAUAGCAGGAAAUAAAGUUUAGAUUUAGCCUUUUUGACAGGCAUGGCCUGGACAUUGGGCCAGUAUCUCUAUAAGUGUGUAUGUGUGUGUGCAUAUGUAUGCCUGCAGACAAAUAUUUUGGGGAAGUGUUCUUGCCCUGAGUCCAAGAGGGUCCUUCAGUACCCGAGAAGUGACUUGGCUUUCAUCAUCAGUGUGCUCCUAUUUCUCUCCACAUAGCUGUCUAGAGUAGCUUACCAGAGCAUACAUAGAGGCACAUAAGCAGUAGAGUGCUUAAGGAACUAUUUAUUUGCAAUCCACCUGCACUUAAGGCACUCUGUUAUUUAUAGUUAACAUACUGUACCCAUUCCUUAGGCCGUAUAUAAUGCUACUGUCCCACUAGAACGUAUUUAAAGUCUACCCUUUAGGCUGUAGCCUGGAUAUUAUUCUUGUAGUUCACCUUUUUUUCCUUCCCUUAUUACUGCCCAAUAUAAGAGGUAAAUACAUA
Galeopterus variegatus (Sunda flying lemur) is the source of this 4518-nucleotide messenger RNA. RefSeq names its product v-kit Hardy-Zuckerman 4 feline sarcoma viral oncogene homolog (gene KIT). Bases 56 to 2989 code for a protein of 977 amino acids. The record is from RefSeq and is a predicted model, not a curated record. Gene Ontology annotation, cellular component: signaling receptor complex. Gene Ontology annotation, biological process: positive regulation of cell migration; Kit signaling pathway; multicellular organism development. Lineage: Eukaryota; Metazoa; Chordata; Mammalia; Dermoptera; Cynocephalidae. Gene Ontology annotation, molecular function: ATP binding; transmembrane receptor protein tyrosine kinase activity; cytokine binding. The transcript is spliced from 21 exons.